CGGGGGGCCAGAGCGGUGGGUGUUGGGUGCGGGGGGUCACCCAGCACCCCUGGGCGCCGUGGAUACCCGCAGCCCGGCGCUGAAGGGGUUACAGUGUCGGGGUGCGGGUGUCCCUCGGGGUGUCCCCGGUGCCGAGCAGAGCGGGCAGGAUGGUCCCAGGGAGCGCAGGGGCCGAGCCACCCCCCGGCUGGUAUCUCCGGGACGAGGGCACCGGGACGCUCUACAAGCGGGGACGGCUCCUGGGAGAGGGCACCUUCGGCCGCUGCUACCAGGUGACAGAGGUGACCAGUGGCCGGCUCUACGCGGCGAAGGUGAUCCCGAGAGCCCGGCUCGCUGCCGUGGGCAUCGGGGACAGGGUGAGUCCGGCGGGACACUCCCCGGGGAGGGGACAGUGCCCGGGGGGUCCCCGCGCAGCCCCGCCCGCGCCUCUCCCCGCGUGUCUGGGUGGGUUCCCGUCCCCGCGGGGCGCGCACCGGGGGUCCCCGCUCCACGAGGGUCCCCCCGGGGCUGCCGGGCUGCUGUCGGUGCAGGUGGAGAGGGAGCGGGAGCUGCAGUGUCGCCUGCGCCACCCGCACAUCGUGCGCCUGCACGGGCACUUCACGGACCGCGGCCACUUCUACCUGCUGCUGGAGCUCUGCAGCCGGGGGUCCCUCGCCGACAUCCUGCGGGCGCGGGGCCGCCUGACGGAGCCGGAGGUGCGGUACUACCUGCGGCAGCUGCUCUCGGGGCUGCGGUACCUGCACGGCCACGGCCUCGUGCACCGGGACCUCAAACCGAGUAACUUCUUGGUGACGGAGCGGAUGCGGGUGAAGAUCGGGGACCUGGGGCUGGCUCAGCGGGCGGCCCCGCCCGGGCGGCGCUGGGGGGCACUCUGUGGGACACCCAGUUACCUGGCCCCGGAGGUGCUGGACCGCAGGGGACACGCGGCACCCGCAGAUAUCUGGGCACUGGGGUGUGCCGUGUACACGGCGCUGACCGGCCACGCCCCGUUCGAGGCUCGCCACCGGCCGGAGCUGUUCCGGCGCAUCCGGAGCGCUCGGUACCCGCUGCCCCCCGGGCUCUCCCCCCGUGCCCGCGCUCUCAUCGCACACAUGCUGCAGCCCGAGCCCGCGGCACGGCCCGGCCCGGCCCGGCUGCUGUGCCAUCCCUUCCUCACGCAGGUGCGGGACUGGGCCACACGGGGGACACGCGGGACACCGAGGGACACGCGGGGGUCACUGCCUGUCGCUCCCCAGGGUUUCACACCCCACACGCUGCCACCCCGCGCCUGCCACUCCGUGCCCAUCUUCGUGGGACAGGAGCCCCUCUGCUGGAUCCUGCGGGGGUGUGGCUGUGUCCCUGUCACCCCUGCGGGUGGCCGUGCUCCUCCCCAAAGGACCUGAGCCCGAACAUCCGCGGAGGAAAACCUUUAUUAUUAGUGCUGGGAACCGUCUAAAAUCCAGUCAUGGAAACAAGCGGGGGUGGGACGUGACCAGUACGAACGGCAGACACACACACACACACCCACACCCACCCAGUUUGCCCUUUAAAACUGUUAACGGGAAAAAACAACCCCGAAAAACAAACCCCGAAAUAAAAAGGAGCUCUCUUC
Molecule: messenger RNA, 1591 nt
Organism: Haemorhous mexicanus (house finch)
Lineage: Eukaryota; Metazoa; Chordata; Aves; Passeriformes; Fringillidae
Product: inactive serine/threonine-protein kinase PLK5-like
Exons: 6
Coding region: 150-1382 (410 amino acids)
Biological process (GO): regulation of cytokinesis; mitotic cell cycle; protein phosphorylation
Cellular component (GO): cytoplasm; nucleus; spindle pole
Molecular function (GO): ATP binding; protein serine/threonine kinase activity
Source: RefSeq, a predicted model, not a curated record